AGAGCGAAUAUUACCAAAAAAAAAAAAAGUUCAGAAGAGAGAGAAAAAAAAAGAAGAAGAAAGAUUAGGCAGCAAACUAUGGAGAUUAAGACACAACGAGUUACAUCAGAAACAACCGUGAGGAAAGAGGAAGAAGAAGAGGAGCAACCGCUUAGUCCGACAGCGCGUAUUUUUCACGCCCCAGAGUUUAACUGCUACGUCAUCGCUGUGAUCGGACUCAAGAAAAAGAUCGAGGCAGAUGUGAUUACCGAAGGGUUAAAGCAAACUUUGAUUAGACAUCCUCGUUUCUCCAGUAAAUUGGUGAGCCAUGGAAACAAGAAACGACAAACACAAAGUUGGGUUCGGACAAACGUGGUCGUUAGCGAUCACGUCGUAGUACCCGACAUCGAAACGCAAUACACAGAGAACGGUAACGUAAACGCAGACGCGUUUCUUGAGAGCUACGUCUCCAACCUCACGACGGUCCCUUUAGAUAUCUCGAAGCCAUUAUGGCAGCUUCACCUACUCGAUUUAAAAACUUCGGACGCCGAAAACGUCGCUGUUUUGAAGUUUCAUCACUCUUUAGGAGACGGUAUGUCUCUCAUGGCCCUUGUCCUCGCCUGUAUGCGUAAAACAUCAAACCCCGAUGAGCUCCCGACUCAACCGAACCAGAACCGGUCGUCCUCUACAUCUUCCCGGUUAACAGCCGCUUCAAGGGGUGAUUCCAGGUUCUUGUGGUUGGUUAUGAUUCUAUGGUCGGCGCUUAUGUUGGUUUGGAAUACGGUUUGUGAUGCUUUGGAGUUUAUUGCUACGGCAAUGUUCCUUAAGGACACUGAAACACCGAUCAAAGGCGAUUUCCGCUCAGGUAAGAGUAAACGGAUGAGUUUAGUCCAUCGUACCGUUAGCUUAGAGGACAUAAAGCUAAUCAAGAAUGCAAUGAAUAUGACUGUCAACGAUGUUGUACUUGGAGUAACUCAGGCUGGUCUCUCGCAAUACUUGGAGAAAAGAUAUGGAGAAAAGAAGAAAGUAGGAAAAGAUCAAGAAUCUAAAAGUAAUUCAAAUGAUAUGCCAAAACUAAUAAGGCUAAGAUCAGCUCUACUUGUUAACUUAAGACCCACCACUGGAAUCCAGGAUCUAGCCGAUAUGAUGGCCAAGAAGUCUAAUUGUAGAUGGGGAAAUUGGAUCGGCUACAUAGUCUUUCCGUUUUCGAUCGGUUUACGGGAUGAUCCGUUAGAGCAUCUCCGAAGAGCCAAAGGGAUCAUCGACCGGAAGAAAAAUUCGUUCGAAGCUGCCCUAACGUUCAUCGCCGGUAAAUUCAUUAUCAGAUCGUUUGGAGUUCAGGUGGCAGCUAAGAUAAUAAACAGAGCAUUGUCAAACACAACAAUGUCGUUUUCAAAUUUAAUUGGCCCUAUUGAAGAAAUUAGCUUCUAUGGACACCCCAUCACUUACAUGGCCCCAAGUGUGUAUGGCCAUCCCCAUGCGUUGACGAUACAUUUCCAGAGUUACAUGAACCAGAUGACGAUUUCUUUGACUGUAGAUCCAACGGCCAUAAGUGAUCCUCAUCGGCUACUUGACGAUUGGGAGAAAUCUUUACAAAGCAUCAAAGAUGCUGUUAACGAAAGAGGCUCCGGCUCAUUAGAUUGAGUCAAAUCUCUGUUUUCUUAUUCAAAGAAAAAGAAUAAUUAAGAAACUAUUCAAAUAGAUUUGAGGAUGUGAGUACGUACCAAUAUGUACAAUUGUAAUUGUAUUGAUAUGGGGGAAUAACGUACAAGAAGACCCUAUUGUAAUAUUAUACAGAAUCAACAAAGAAGUUCUUUUACAAG
Messenger RNA from Camelina sativa (false flax), 1802 nucleotides. RefSeq names its product wax ester synthase/diacylglycerol acyltransferase 6. Gene Ontology annotation, molecular function: diacylglycerol O-acyltransferase activity. Lineage: Eukaryota; Viridiplantae; Streptophyta; Magnoliopsida; Brassicales; Brassicaceae. Gene Ontology annotation, cellular component: plasma membrane. The record is from RefSeq and is a predicted model, not a curated record. Gene Ontology annotation, biological process: triglyceride biosynthetic process.